Messenger RNA from Plasmodium gaboni, 179 nucleotides. RefSeq lists its product as hypothetical. The record is from RefSeq and is a predicted model, not a curated record. The annotation marks the transcript as partial. The transcript has 2 exons. Lineage: Eukaryota; Apicomplexa; Aconoidasida; Haemosporida; Plasmodiidae.
GAAGUUAUGGAAUCGUAAACAAUAUCUUAUAUGGUGCAGGUUUAGGAGUUGGUGCUGUUGGAUUUUCACUAGCUAUUUUAAGUUCAACUAUCUUAGCUUCUUCUGUUCUUUUCUCCACAUAUUUUUGUGCAAAUACAUGUAACGUAAACGAAGAUGACAUGGAUGACGACUUUAUAUAA